Messenger RNA from Coregonus sp. 'balchen', 22007 nucleotides. The record is from the annotation of a GenBank genome assembly. NCBI's taxonomy places the organism in Eukaryota, Metazoa, Chordata, Actinopteri, Salmoniformes, Salmonidae.
GCUGCCGUCAAACCCAAGGUUGUCUCUCUUUUUUUCAGUCGAGUCCAAAAGCACGCAAAUCAAAGCGAUGGAUCCCAUUGUACCGGCUCCGCUAAUGCCGUCACCCCGCAAAGUUUCUGCCCCCGUACCACCCAUCCCUCCACAAAGAGGGAUCCACAAAGCUGUCAACUCUCACACCAAGUCCACCGGCGUACCGCCACCGCCACCGCCUCCCAACCUCAACAAUAGCUCUUCAGCUAACCAGACCUGCACAGGUAAGAAUACAUGGAUUAUAUCGUUCAAAUUGAGUGAUUUAAGUUCAAAUUGAUUGCAUUUAUAUAGAGCUUUUCCAGAUGCUCAAAGCGCUUGAUGUUGUGUAGGGUAAACUCACCUUGUCCACCUCUUAUGUCUAGCACCCCACUGGGUGAUUGUACUGCAGUCAUUUUGCACCACAUAGUUCACCAUACAUUAGCAUACAAUACAGUGAAGAGGUGAAUCAAUACUUGUUGCAUACGAAGGUUGAAUGAUAUAGUGAAUGUCACAGGGUUUCUCACAUCUGAAUCUUUCCAUCUCAGCAGAUAGACGGGACCCAGCUCUCUCCCUGGCCACGGACUUUGGCUUCGAGGACAACUUCAACCACUCCCUCAAAGUGGAGGAGAAGAAGAACCAGCAGAAUGGCAUUGUGCCCCCCCGAGAAGCCCCUCCAGUUCCCCCUUUACCUCCACGUAAAGGCUCCUACACUCCCUCCAAUCCUCUCCCCCCCGCGCCCAUCCCAAUCUCCAAAGACAGAGUCUCGUCCAUACAGGCUAAAGAUGCUGCUUUGGAAACGCCUGCCAAAACGGAGUGAGUGGUACCAGUAGGACCGUCUCAUAGUAUGCCCAUCCUUUUAGAGAUAUUUUGUCCCCUACAGAACUAUCUGUAUUUGCCUUCUAUUAGUGUCAGAGGGCCUCCAUUUAUAAUUUUGUUGUCAGAGGGCCUAGAUCAGUGGUCACCAACCUUGAGUGGUCACCAACCUUGAGUCAAGAUCACAUUCUGAGUCCAAAAGCAAGCCGAGAUCUACCACUUAGAUGUAUUUUUAAACAUGACUUAAAAAACAUAAGCAUAUGCAACAUUAACCUAUUAAAAACAGUUCCAUAGCAAUGAUGUUUGUGCAGUAGGCUAUAGGCCCAAAACAUUAUCACUGCAUAUUGGCUAUGCUUGAAUUGCCUUGCCAAUGUUCUUCUCAUACCAUUUUGAAAUUAUAUUGCAACAUUUUUGGUACUUGUGAGGCACAGCUGAGUGAGCAUAAUAAUUGGCUUUUUGUAUUUUACUGGACUGAUGGUCUGCAUCUGAUUGUCAGUCUGAGGGGAGAGAGGGAGAGAGCAGCGAUAAGGCUGUCUCUCACCCGACUCACUAUCCCUCCGCUCUCCCUCCCUUCGCUGAGAAAAGGGGACACAGUCUUCCUUCCAGUUGAUGGUCGAAACGCAAGUCACACUGCAUUAUUUCUGCCUCAUGCACCAAUUCAUGUUGUUACUCCUAUGACCAGAGAAAGUCAAAUAUUUAUUGAAUAUUUAAAAAAAGACACAAGCCGCUAAUGAUAACGCAAGCUUAUCGAAACACUUUGCUAUACUCAUUAAUUGCAGCUGCAGUGCUGGUUGUAGCGUGAGUGGAAGUAAGCAGAACGCACAUUUUAUGGCUUAUAAAAGUGUUGAACAAAGUGUUUACAGUGCUGAAUAACUUAAACAUUAACGUAUGAAUGGUUCAAAAUGGGAACCCUUUGCCUUCCUGGCCCUAUGGCUGCUGAAUCAAGUGCACCUACCGCCAACAGUGCUAAACAAACAACAACAAAAAAAAUAUGAACGUAAGGCUUUAUCGUUGGCUUUUCUAUAGAAAUGUUUGGUGAUUGACUACGAAUGCCUUGGAGAGAUCGACCAGUUGAUCACGAUCAACGAUUGGUAACCACUGGCCUAGAUCUUGAUUUGUAGGCUUUACACCCUGCUUGGAAAAUAAUGUAGUGGAAAUACUGUGGUGAUGACUCAUACUUAUGUGAUCUUGCAGUUUUAGGACUGCAGUGGACCGGCCCAACUCGUGGAACGACAGCCCCACCACCAACAGCAUGCGGAACGCCAUGUUCUCCACUCAGGCCGGCCAGAGAGAGAACCUCAUCAAACACUGCCUGGGCAAGAAGGAGAAGGAGUAUGUGGACAUCAAGGACUUCAGGUGAGUCCCCGUUGGUUUGUGUGGAUGGUGUGUGGGGGUGUCUGUGACCGACUGGGUUCGAACCCGGGUCUCCUGUGUGCCACAAGCAAAACACCCGGGUCUCCUGUGUGCCACAAGCAAAACACUAGGCAUUACCUUGGGGAGCUAAUCCAAGUCUUCAGGGCUCGGGCAAGGUAACAUCACACAAGCGUGAUUCGUUGAGCCAGCUCCAUUACAUGUGCUCCUCUGCAGUAGCCAGUUGUAAUUCUGGACAGAAAAUUGAGGAGAUCGAUUGAAUGUGGAUUAUAGCAGCAUCACCCUUUUUAAAUUCCAUUCUGGUGAGAUUAAAUCAAAUGCGCUAAUUUAGUUAUUGUAAAUGUUUCUGUAGGCUGUAGUUUUUCCAUGUUCCAAGUACUAAAAAGUACUUUCACUCACUGAGCCGUAGUCCAUAUUAUUACCGGCAACCCUUAUCAGCCUACACCCUCGCACUAAACUCACUUGUGUGUCUGUCCACUUAAGCAUGUGAAUGUCUAUAUAAGACUGUUGUGUGUGUUUCAGAUUGUUUACCGGAACGUGGAAUGUGAAUGGCCAGUCCCCAGACAGCAGUCUAGAGCCCUGGCUGUGUUGUGACCCAGAACCUCCUGAUGUCUACGCUCUGGGGUCAGUGACAUGUCUAUCUGAGUAUCCAAUGUCUUCUACACAGCACGUAUGAGUGAAUGAACCUGGGUUGUAUUCAUUAGUGCACACCAUUGCAAAAUGUUUUGUUAUGGAAAACAAGCAACAAGCGUUUCUUAUCGGACAACCUCAUGUAUUCCUCCCUGCUUCAGUCCGUUUUCUUCCGUUUGGUGCCUAGUGAAUACAACCCAGAAAUGUGCAAGUAACAUACUUUUCUGAAACGCUUCCUCUGAAUGCCACGUAAUUAAUGAUGGAUGGACUUAGUUAGUUAUAACCUAGAUUUCAUAACAUACUCUAAAGAGUGCUUUUGUGCACUUUCCCAAUGCAUGAGUGCUGAUUGCACUUUCCCAAGCAUUGGAACGCUGACUUCCCUGUGUAUUCUGGGUGCUGUAGUUUCCAGGAGCUGGACCUGAGCACAGAGGCCUUCUUCUAUCUGGACUCGUCGAAGGAGCAGCUGUGGGUAGAGGCUGUGGAGAGAGGUCUUCACCCCAAAGCCAAGUACAAGAGGGUGAGGCAGUGAGAGGAAUGGUUCAAUCAACUAAAGUAAACUGUUUCCUAGAAUAUUACAUACUUGUAAUUAGGUUUAAAAAAUUACAGUAAUCACACGCUUAUGAAUAGCAGCAGAUGCCCUUAUCAACAUAUUUUGUUCAUACUCAAAUAGACAUAAUAUUAUUUUAUUAUAAUAAUAAUAUGCCAUUUAGCAGACGCUUUUAUCCAAAGCGACUUACAGUCAUGUGUGCAUACAUUUUAACGUAUGGGUGGUCCCGGGGAUCGAACCCACUACCCUGGCGUUACAAGCGCCAUGCUCUACCAAUUGAGCUACAGAGGACCACCCAUACAAUAUGAAUGUCCUCCACAAUGGAUGCUUCUGUCCCCGCAGGUGCGCACCAUCCGUCUAGUGGGCAUGAUGCUGGUGGUGUAUGUCAACAAGGUGCACAAGAAUCACAUCAAAGAAGUGGCUGCAGAGCAUGUGGGAACUGGCAUCAUGGGAAAAAUGGUACGAAUGAGUCAAGUCAAAUAAGAGGAAGUGUUUGUGUUAUCCUUUUUCUCUGAUCAACUUAUACCAUUUAUAGAUACAGUGAGGGAAAAAGUAUUUGAUCCCCUGCUGAUUUUGUACAUUUGCCCACUGACAAAGACAUGAUCAGUCUAUAAUUUUAAUGGUAGGUUUAUUUGAACAGUGAGAGACAGAAUAACAACAAAAAGAUCCAGAAAACCGCAUAUAAUUUUUUUUAUAAAUUGAUUUGCAUUUUAAAUUAGGGAAAUAAGUAUUUGACCCCUCUGCAAAACAUGACUUAGUACUUGGUGGCAAAACCCUUGUUGGCAAUCACAGAGGUCAGACGUUUCUUGUAGUUGGCCACCAGGUUUGCACACAUCUCAGGAGGGAUUUUGUUCAUCUCCUCUUUGCAGAUCUUCUCCAAGUCAUUAAGGUUUUGAGGCUGACGUUUGGCAACUCGAACCUUCAGCUCCCUCCACAGAUUUGCUAUGGGAUUAAGGUUUGGAGACUGGCUAGGCCACUCCAGGACCUUAAUGUGCUUCUUCUUGAGCCACUCCUAUGUUGCCUUGGCUGUGUGUUCUGGGUCAUUGUCAUGCUGGAAUACCCAUCCAUGACCCAUUUUCAAUGCCCUGGCUGAGGGAAGGAGGUUCUCACCCAAUAUUUGACUGUACAUGGCCCCGUCCAUCGUCCCUUUGAUGCGGUGAAGUUGUCCUGUCCCCCAGAAAAACACCCCCAAAGCAUAAUGUUUCCACCUCCAUGUUUGACGGUGGGGAUGGUGUUCUUGGGGUCAUAGGCAGCAUUCCUCCUCCUCCAAACACGGCGAGUUGAGUUGAUGCCAAAGAGCUCGAUUUUGGUCUCAUCUGACCACAACACUUUCACCCAGAUCUCCUCUGAAUCAUUCAGAUGUUCAUUGGCAAACUUCAGACAGCCCUGUAUAUGUGCUUUCUUGAGCAGGGGGACCUUGCGGGCGCUGCAGGAUUUCAGUCCUUCAUGGCGUAGUGUGUUACCAAUUGUUUUCUUGGUGACUAUGGUCCCAGCUGCCUUGAGAUCAUUGACAAGAUCCUCCCGUGUAGUUCUGGGCUGAUUCCUCACCGUUCUCAUGAUCAUUGCAACUCCACGAGGUGAGAUCUUGCAUGGAGCCCCAGGCCGAGGGAGAUUGACAGUUCUUUUGUGUUUCUUCCAUUUGCGAAUAAUCGCACCAACUGUUGUCACCUUCUCACCAAGCUGCUUGGCGAUGGUCUUGUAGCCCAUUCCAGCCUUGUGUAGGUCUACAAUCUUGUCCCUGACAUCCUUGGAGAGCUCUUUGGUCUUGGCCAUGGUGGAGAGUUUGGAAUCUGAUUGAUUGAUUGCUUCUGUGGACAGGUGUCUUUUAUACAGGUAACAAGCUGAGAUUAGGAGCACUCCCUUUAAGAGUGUGCUUCUAAUCUCAGCUCGUUACCUGUAUAAAAGACACCCGAGAGCCAGAAAUCUUUCUGAUUGAGAGGGGGUCAAAUACUUAUUUCCCUCAUUUAAAAUGCAAAUCAAUUUAUAACAUUUUUGACAUGCGGUUUUCUGGAUUUUGUUGUUGUUAUUCUGUCUCUCACUGUUCAAAUAAACCUACCAUUAAAAUUAUAGACUGAUCAUUUCUUUGUCAGUGGGCAAACGUACAAAAUCAGCAGGGGAUCAAAUACUUUUUUCCCUCACUGUAGGUAUACAGGACAUACACACUGUAUUCGUGUGCAAAUGUAAAUUAACAGAUAUUUUAAUGCAAUAUAAAAUACACUGAACAAAAAUAUAAACGCAACAUGUAAACAUGUUUCAUGAGCUGAAUAAAAGAUCCCAGAAAUUUUCCAUAUGCACAAAAAGCUUAUUUCUCUCAAAUCUUGUGCACAAAUUUGUUUAUAUCCCUGUUAGUGAGCAUUUCUCCUUUGCCAAGAUAAUCCAUCCACCUGACAGAUGUGGCAUAUCAAGAAGCUGAUUAAACAGCAUGAUAAUUACACAGGUGCACCUUGUGCUGGGGACAAUAAAAGGCCACUCUAAAAUGUGCAGUUUUGUCAAACAACACAAUGCCACAGAUGUCUCAAGUUUUGAGGGAGCGUGCAAUUGGCAUGCUGACUGCAGGAAUGUCCACCAGAGCUGUUGCUAAAGAAUUGAAUGUUCAUUUAUCUUCCAUAAGCCAUUGCCAACGUCGUUUUAGAGAAUCACCUCAUGCUUUAGCAUGAUAAUGUACGGCUCCAUGUCGCAAGGAUCUGUACAUAAUUCCUGGAAGCUGAAAAUGUUCCAGUUCUUCCAUGGCCUGCAUACUCACCAGACAUGUCACCUAUUGAGCGUGUUAGGAAUGCUCUGGAUCGACAUGUACGACAGCAUGUUCCAGUUCCCGCCAAUAUCCUGCAACUUCGCAUAGCCAUUGAAGAGGAGUGGGAUAACAUUCCACAGGCCACAAUCAACAGCCUGAUCAGCUCGAAGGAAAUGCGAAGGAAAUGUGUCGCGCUGCAUGAGGCAAAUGGUGGCAACACCAGAUACUGACUGAUUUUUCUUUUUUAAAAGGUAUUUGUGACCAACAGAUGCAUGUCUGUAUUCCCAGUCAUGUGAAAUCCAUAGAUUAGGGACUAAUGAUUUCAUUUCAAUUGACUAAUUUCCUUAUAUGAACUGUAACUCAUUAAAAUCCUUUAAAUUGUUGCAUGUUGCGUUUUAUAUUUUUGUUCAGUGUAGUUUGUUUUGUUUUUCGCAUUGACGCUCAGUGCACUAUAUCAUGGUUUUAUCUAGAUUCCAUUUAGCAUAAUGCUCAUGCACUGUACAUGUGAAUACAGGCAUUUACAUAGACAUACUGUAUUUGUGCAAAAUGUAAAUUAUGGGAUAUUUGAAUUCCACAAUAUACUUCUACUGCAAAGUAUUGUAUUAUGUUCACAUACUGUAAACGGUAUACUUUUUCCACAUAAGAAAUGUCCUUUAAACCUAUAUGGGCUGAGCAUCUGUUGCAAGACACUUUACUAAACAAACAAAUCAGUCAAUCAACAUACAAUGUUUUCUUUUCCCAUUCUAGGGGAACAAAGGAGGUGUGGCGGUGCGCUUUGUGUUCCACAACACCAGCUUCUGUUUUGUCAACUCCCACCUGGCGGCCCACGUGGAGGACUUUGAGAGGAGGAACCAGGACUACAAAGACAUCUGUGCCCGCAUGAGCUUCCACCUGCUAGACCACCCUCCCCUCACCAUCGUCAAACACGAGUCAGUCCCUCUCCAAGACCCAUACUGUAGAGUCAUAGGCAUUGAUCCAAUGCCCUAACUAGCAUACCACUUAGUGUGAAGCAUUGGGCAAUGCAUUGGGCAUGUAUUCUCAAUAAUAGUAUUUCAGGAUCGAAUAAGCUUACAAUAAUCGUCAUUGCUAUAAUACAUGUAAUUCUUUGAAAUAGUACAUACUCAGUGCCGUGGUGGUUGUGUUAUUGAAUCCCCAAUAAACAAUUCUCAGGUAAUAGUAAUGUAAUUCAACAUCAUUUCAAAGUAAGUAGUGUACUGUAAAAUAGUGUAACCAUGUCACUGAUUUUCUUUCGUAGAGUGUUAGGUUAUGUGUAAACUUAUGGUAUUACUGUAAGACUUUACAUGCUGUUGUGUUACAAUACAUAACUCUUCAUCCAUUCUGUGGUCCAGUGUAGUGAUCUGGGUAGGAGAUCUGAACUACCGGUUGUUUGUGUACGAUGCAGCCGAGGUCAAACAGCUCAUCUCACACAACGAACUAAGGAAGCUGCAGGUGAAUGACCAGGUGAGAAUACACACGCGCACACACACACACACACACACACACACACACACACACACACACACACACACAAUGGGAUUUUACAACUUGUUUAUGCAAACACAUUAAAGUUUAAGGUUCAGCGCUGUCAUAAAUCAGUAACAUUUUAUAAAACAAUACUGCACAAAAAUCAUGUUGUCAUGUAAAGUUCUGCACUGUGGCAAAUCAGUUACAAAAAAAAACAGCAACCACAACAAAAAGAGUGACACUAAAUAAACAUAUUUUAUUCAAUGGAGUUCUGCAUUCUGCAAUAACUUUGGUGGAAUCCCUCCUUGUUCCCGUUUCCCUCUGGUUGUUUAUGAGGGUUAUAAAUACAGGAGUUCCUCUGUCUGUCUCUGAAUAACCUUUAUUGUUGGUGUAUUUUCCCUCCUUCCUCUGUGUGAAGCUGAAUAUCCAGAGGCAGACCAGGCGAGCCUUCACAGACUUCAUUGAGGGAGAGAUCAAUUUCAUGCCCACAUAUAAGUAUGACGCCAAGACGGACCGUUGGGACUCUAGGUAAAUUAUCACUGAUUCUAAUUCCUUUCCCUCCAAGCACAUGCUUACAGUAUGUAAUACCCAGAGAGUUUGGUAUUUUGAGGUGGAAACUAUUACUCCCCCACCCAACAGAGUGCAAAGGAAAUACCCUGUGUAGGAUAGUCCUCAUAUUAUGCCAUAGCACCUUGAUUAUUCAUGUUUAACUACCUAGUAAGAUCAAACAUGAAAAGCCACUAUUCAAAACAUUCUGUCCCAGUAACGAAAGGAGUCCUUACGCAAAUAUAGACAGCUGUUUGAGGCAAUGUUGCUCCAGUGUUGAAUAGGCAUGGUAGGCACUCCUAACUAGCUUUGUUCCCCUCCUGCCUAAAAUAAUUUGAAGAGACCCAGGAGGUUGCUUUGGGUGCCUUCGUGGCUUAUCUGGAAAACAAUCAUAGGUAUCUAGGGAGACACUGGGUUGUGGCAUGCAACUGAAAAUUCAACGGAAAAAAACGAAAAUGACUUCCAUAUUGUACUAGUCCACGUUGUCGUCACUGUUUCAAUCUGCUAUCUUUCAUUUGGUGCCAAAUGAACACGACCCUUGUGUGAGGUUAGCUGACAUUGUGUCUCUAACCACUGUCUCUCUGUCUGGGGUUCUCCUUCAGUGGGAAGUGUCGUGUCCCGGCGUGGUGCGACCGGAUCCUGUGGAGGGGUAGUAACGUGAAGCAGCUUCACUACAGGAGCCACAUGGAACUGAAGACCAGCGACCACAAGCCCGUCAGCUCCCUCUUCAGCGUAGGGGUAAGGAUCAUGGAGCCACUUACUCACUACAUUGUCUGUCAGCAUCUGAAUAUCGCAUCUGACUGAUUUGAGGUCGAGGCAGUCAAGGGAGACCUGACAUUCACAAUAAACAAAUAUGUCUGCUAAGCCAAAGGAGUCAUUUAAGUAAAAUAGACAUAAAAACUUUGAACAUACUGUACAGCUCAUUGAGAAUCAUAAUAUAAAUACAUCUAAUGUGUUUAUUCUCGAAUAGCAUGCUUGAUUAUGCUAUAUUGAAUGAAUCGGUGUUGGAUGGAUAAAUUCAUCUGUGUGUGUGUAACAGGUGAAGGUGGUGAAUGAGGCGCGCUACAAGAAGGUGUUUGAGGAGAUUGUGCGCAUGAUGGACAGGAUGGAGAACGAAUUCCUCCCGUCUCUGACACUGACCCAGAGAGAGGUGAGUAGACGGAACGCACACAUACAGAGCCAUGACUUUCAUCGUAUUGAUUUCCUGUCCAGCAUGUCCUCCCCACUGAUAUGUUGAAACGGAUCAAUAAGUCACAGUCUUUGUCAGGAAGCAAGGUACAUGGUCGUUUUGAUGCCAAGACAGCCAGUAUUGAAUCAGGGACUUGUGACAGUGAUUUAAAUUCGGACAAAAAAUUGCCUAAGAAAAUCAAUAUAAGCCUGCCAAUAUGCUUGAGUUACUUUGCACGGGUAGAAUGGUGUGGUCAUCUAUUUGUAUUUUAAACAAUCUACUUUGCAUAGAUCAAACAAAUAUUAUUGCACUCUGGCUUACUGUAACAGAAUGUAUGUGUGUCUGUCCUCCUCUCAACAUCUCUCUCUUUCUCUCCCCCCUCUCUUUCUCUCUCCCUCUUCUCCCAAAGUUUACCUUUAAGGAUGUCAAGUUCCGCCAGCUUCAGCGGGAGCGUUUUGUGAUCUCCAACGACGGGCAGGUCCCCUGUCACUUUGCCUUCAUCCCCAAGCUCAACGACUCGCAGUACUGCAAGAAUUGGCUCCACGCCGAGCCCAGCGAAGGUUUCCUAGAGCCCAGUGAGUCCCAUUCACUUUCAGCCAUGUCACCUAUCUUCUACAGUCAGUCACAGGCCCUGCCUGGUGGGAUACUUUCAUAAUGCAUCCUUCGCUCCUUCCUUGGUGGGAUUUCACUGAUCUGAGGAUCUAAGGAUUCACUGGUCGAUCAGUUGAAUGAUCUCCUGGAGGAGGGAGAAGGAAGGCCAGUCCAGAAACAACCCCUAGCCCCUACUCCUUAAUCACGUUUUUGAUACGUAUACAAUAAGCAAUAUGUUGAAAGUCCUACCAAGCCUGUCCGAGGGCAUGGAGCUGCUACCAUAUUAUUUAUAGGCCUACCUAUCAAAUCCUUUACUUUAAGAUUUACUUAGGGGUUGUUUCGCAACUGGACCGAAGAAUGCAUUUGUAUAGCAUCUAUACUCUGUCAUAACCCAUUGUGUGAAUGUAGUGGCGUACUCCUGAGUGGCGCAGUGGUCUAAGGCACUGCAUCGCAGUGCUAACUGUGCCACUAGAGAUCCUGGUUCGAAUCCAGGCUCUGUCGCCGCCGGCCGCGACUGGGAGACUCAUGGGCGGCGCACAAUUGGCCCAGCGUCGUCCAGGGUAGGGGAGGGAAUGGCCGGCAGGGAUGUAGCUCAGUUGAUAGAGCAUGGCGUUUGCAACGCCAGGGUUGUGGGUUCGAUUCCCACGGGGGGCCAGUAUAAAAAAAACAUGUAUUCACUAACUGUAAGUCGCUCUGGAUAAGAGCGUCUGCUAAAUGACUAAAAUGUUAAAUGUAAAAAAAAAUGUAUAUUUUGUUCCCAGUGCUAUCGUUCAUCAGUUAUCAUACCACCAGGGCUUUGUUCCUGAGGCACCAAAACGAAAGAAAACAGACUGAAACAAGGAUUUGGCCUACCCGGAUUUGUUCAAUAAGAAAAGCCCAUGUCCACUUUCCAUUGCAAAAUGUUUUCCAUCCCAUACCCUAAUGAACACUUCCCCUCUCUGUCUCUCCCCACCAGACGAAAUUUUAGAGAUCUUCCUGGAUGUGUAUGUGAGCAAGGACUCGGUGACGCUGCUCAACUCAGGAGAGGAUGCCAUCGAGGACAUCCUGGUGCUGCACCUGGACCGAGGCAAGGAUUACUUCAUCACCAUCUCAGGCAACUACCUGCCCAGCUGCUUCGGUACCUCACUGGAGACCCUGUGCCGCAUGAAGAAGCCCAUCCGGGAGAUCCCCAUCACCAAGCUCAUCGACCUGGUGAGUGGGACUAGUUAACAUGAAGUUACUGUAGCAACCAGGAAGGAAUACUUUCGAAGUAGGUUAGGAGUGAUGUAUAUAUUGUUACGUAUUGAAGAGCUGUUUAAAUAUAGUAUUCAUUCCAGGAUUAGGUGAACUAUCAAUGCAAGUAAAUAAAAAUAAAAUAAAACAAUUUCUACUUUUAUUGGUCACAUGCCACAUAUUUAGCAGAUGUUAUUGUGGGUGUAGCGAAAUGCUUGUGUUCCUAGCUCCAACAGUGCAGUAGUAUCUAACAAUUCACAACAAUACACACAAAUCUAAAAGUAAAAUAAUAUAAUUAAGAAAUAUAUAAAUAUUAGGACGAGCGAUGUCGGAGUGGCAUUGGCUAAAAUACAGUAGAAUAUAAUACAGUAUAUACAUAUGAAAUGAGUAUAGCAGUAUGUAAACAUUAUUAAAGUGACUAGUGUUCCAUUAUUAAAGUGACCAGUGAUUCCAUGUCUAUGUACAUAGGGCAGCAGCCUCUAAGGUGCUGGGUUGAGUAACUGGGUGGUAGCCGGCUAGUGAUGGCUAUUUAACAGUCUGAUGGCCUUGAGAUAGAAGCUGUUUUUCAGUCUCUGGGUCCCAGCUUUGAUGCACAUGUACUGACCUCGCCUUCUGGAUGAUAGCGGGGUGAACAGGCCGUGGCUCGGGUGGUUGAUGUCCGUGAUGAUCUUUUUGGCCUUCCUGUGACACCGGGUGCUGUAGGUAUCCUGGAGGGCAGGCAGUGUGCUCCGGUGAUGCGUUGGGCAGACCGCACCACCCUCUGGAGAGCCCUGCGGUUGUGGGCGGUGCAGUUGCCGUAACAGGCGGUGAAACAGCCCGACAGGAUGCUCUCAAUUGUGCAUCUGUAAGAGUUUGUGAGGCUCUUAGGGGCCAAGCUGAAUUUCUUCAGCCUCCUGAGGUUGAAGAGGCGCUGUUGCGCCUUCUUCACCACACUGUCUGUGUGGGUGGACCAUUUCAGAUGGUCAGUGAUGUGUACGCCGAGGAUCUUGAAGCUUUUAUACAGUACUUCUUCAGUACUGUAUAAUAUACAGUACUUCUUCAGUCAUUGAAGGCACUGAAGGCAGCAAUGGCAGGUAGUUGUUUUUCUCCAUGACACUUUUGGCUUGAGAGUCCGCUUAACUUGGUUUCCCUAACCCUAAACCCUCUAAACGGGUAAGAAAUGAAAAGCAGCCAACACUGCAGCAGGCCUCAAAGAUUGGUGUUGAAGAGCACAUAGAUUUGCUCCUUGUUUGUUUUUGAAAAGCCUGUUCAGAAAAUGAUACCUGGCAGGGCCACGUGACGGCCUGUUUGUCCACUCCUUCAAGGGUUUGUAAGAAUCUCCACAGUCUGUUUUUAGAGGGCAGCGAGAAUGUUUCAACCUGUGCCAUUGUUUAGAAUCUCUAAGGGAAUAAGGAAGUGGCACAUGGUGUGCACAAAUGUCAGAAGGGCUUCCCUGAAAUGCUAGGAGCAUUGACUAAGUCUCGGCUAGUCAUAUAUACCCUGGUCUACUUUACAGUACAAAUAGAAAUGCAUAGACAGGCUAUCUCUGUAUUGCUAUUUUAUAUUGUCUAUCUAUAUCCACCUUGGCCCCUAGUGUUAGAUUAGUAUGCUAUUGCAUUGCAAAUUAUCUCUUGCUUCCACUGUUACUUUUCUACUGUCAUUCUUUGCAGGGGUACUUUUGGGUGGUAACUUCUUAGACCCCUGUAAUGCUCACACAAAAAAACACACACAAAAUAAAACUCAAUUUAAGCCAAUCAUUGCUCAAUACAUUCUCAAAGACCCUCUCUCCCAAUCCUGCCGGCCCGGGACAAUACUUUUUAAAAACCAGAAAGUAACCUACAGAUUGCACCUUUUUAAAACAGCAUGUCAUUAUCUUACUUCCUUACUCAUCUGUGGUUCCGCUUGAUCUCCUAUCUACAGUAUCUUCUCUGUUCUCUGUUCUAUUUUUCUCCUUCCUCAUCAUCGCCUUGAUCAUUCCUUUCCAACUCUUCACUGCUGUGCUGGGUGAUGCUGGGUGAUGCUGGGUGCUCAGGGAGAGGACAGCUACAUGGAAAAGGUAAAGUCAACAUGGUGUGUCCAUUUAUAUAAAUCUAUAAUGAUUAGAAUCCUUCUUUCUAUGGCGUCCCACUCUCUACUGCUCACUGUAAGGCUAGUCUGUUGCCCCGCUGUUGGUCAGCGAAAUAGGCAACCCAGGUUCUAGUCAAGUAAUGUUGCUUUCUAGAUUUGACAUAAAAACACCUCAAAUGAACCAAAUAUACAGUACCUCAAGUUCUGAAUUAGGGAAGCACAUUGGUUCAGACAAGACCAUGAUCAAAUAUUCUGUUUUGGGAUCCAAUACUAUAGUAACUGAAGUCUUCAUUUACUGCAGCUCUAUACCCAACGGUUGCAUGUCCAUCCGUGCCAUAGCAGUACUAGCUGUUAGUGCUGAGCGAUUAUCCAGGCUCUGUCGUAGCCGGCCGCGACCGGGAGACCCAUGGGGCGGCGCACAAUUGGCCCAGCGUCGUCCAGGGUAGGGGAGGGAAUGGCCGGCAGGGAUGUAGCUCAGUUGGUAGAGCAUGGCGUUUGCAACGCCAGGGUUGUGGGUUCGAUUCCCACGGGGGGCCAGUAUGAAAAAUAUUUUUAAAAAAAUGUAUGCACUCACUAACUGUAAGUCGCUCUGGAUAAGAGCGUCUGCUAAAUGACUAAAAUGUAAAAUGUAAAUGUAACUGAAAUGUGUUAUUGUUCCAUUUUUAAACAACAAAUUGACUGAUGUUGGUUAAAUUAUUUGAAUUCCACUUCACUCUGUUUUUUUGUUGCUGUGAGUGCAAUGCGCAGGUUCUCUAGAGAUAAAUCAGAUCAUGCCCGAACUGUGCGAUGUAGUAGGGAGUUGUAGUUUCCAACAGGCCAAUAUCCUACAUAGUUUAGCACAGAAAACAUGGUAAUUAACUACAAUGACCAUAUUCAAUUGUGUGCCUACUUGUCUGGUCUGUGUGGUGCUGACACAGAGGUAGAUAGAAGAGACAGAAGAACGCGGGAUACAGAACAGCUGCUUCGUGAGUUAUCCCUACCUGAAAAUACAUGACCUAAGUGACUAAUAGUUGGUUUUCAGAAGUCCUAAGAUUACGCCUUAUUUAUUUUGAAGAACUACUAACUACUCUAUAGAGAUGAUGAAAAAUAAAGCCAUCAAAUAGGCCUAAAACAAAUGUAAUAUACACAACUGAAAUAUUUGAUUAAAGUAAAGUAAUGUUAAUAAGUGAUAAGCGCUACUAUUAUGGGACUUUUAUUCUCUGUUACAGCAGUCAACCCACAUAAUGCGUAUUGCAUUUAAUGUCUAUACAAAUAAUUGAACCCCACCCCCCCCCCCCCCCCCCCCCCCCCCCAAAAAAAAAAAAUUAAAGCUGUACUAGUCCUCAAUCUGAGAUAUUGGUGGCCCACAUAAGACCGUCAUGAAAUGUGCGUGAGUGCAUAUUAUAUGCUUUAUAUUUCAAAUUGUGAAGGCAAUGGUUGAGAUUGAUAACCCUAAGGCAGUGAUAGACCAGAGAGUAGGGCUGGGUGAUAUGGCCUAAAAAUCAUAUCUCGAUUUUUUUCAAACUUCCACAAUAUACACCUCGGUAAAAAACAAGGUUUUCUCUAAAUAAGCUUUGUUGUACAAUUAAAGGUCAAAUACACUGCAUUGCAAACAGUCAGCAAUAAUCGAAUGAAUUCAGGGCGUGUGAAAUUAGGCUUAAAGCCCCACUAAUAAUGUAAUUCUUUUAUCAAAAUAGUUUUACCUACUUUUUUGCAAAAAUCACUGAUUUGGCUUUCAAGUCUGUCUAUGAAAAUGCCCUUUUUGUUACAAAUUUAACCAGAACCAUGCAUAAUGCACAUUCCCUAAUAAUGACUAACUUCUUUUUAACAGGCAUUAUAGAAAAUUAACACAGGUAUCAUCAACAAUCUCUCAAGCACAAGCCCCCGUGCUAGUGAGUAGCCAGCUAAUCUUUCUAUUUCAAGUUUAGCCAACUUGGAUCUAUUUGCUAGCUAACACUGCAGAACAGUUGAAUUGUUAUGAACACACCCUUCUGUCCGUCUCCAACUGUUUGAACAGAACGCUAGCCUGUCCAUUUUGUUCAGAUGUUGAAAUCAUGUGGUCUACCGUAUUUCUCAGAAUAAUAAAGAGUGGCCAAUUCCUGAUAUAACUGUAUUGUAUGCUUAUUGCACAUUUAUAAAACACAGACUAGACAGCUAGUAUAACAGCCUUUGGCUAAAAUGCUGCUAGUGGUACGUGGUAGCUAUAAACUGCAUUAUUUUUUCCAGAAUCAAUGUUCAUUGAUACUCCUGUUUUAGUAGUGUCUGCUCGCAAUUUGAGUCGUUGAGACAUAUAAAGGAUAUCGUUAGACAGGUUAACUUCUCCUCUAUUGCAGUAAAAUGUCUCAAUGUGUUUGGGUGUCCAUAUGACUGAUUCUAUUGGACCAAACCUCAAAUGCAAAUAGAGAGGAAGAAGUGAUCUCUCAACUUUGUUGGUGUGAGUUUCAGGGGCUUGUGUGUGUGUGUGUGUGUGUGUGUGUGAACAGAGGAAGAGGCGAAGCGAGAGGUUUCGCUCUUGUUAAAAUCUGUCCAAAAUAAGGCCAAUGCGUUUCUAUGGGCUUAUUUUGGACAUAAGCUUGUCGCAUGCCUUCUCGCAUUUGGGACAACGACUCUUAUUGUUAGGGCGGAGACAUGAGCAUCUUGUCAUUAUAUUCAAAUCUCUGGUGUAAAUGGGAAGAUGCACACAGCACAGAAGGAGCGAAGGAGACGAGACCAAAAAGACAACAUGAGAACAAGUGGACAUAAACGCUCAUAAUUCUUCUUGCGGUACAGGCAUUUGGAAUAUCGCGCAAAAACAUACAUUUUGAUUUGAUAUAUCGCCCAGCCCUAACAGAGAGGAGCCUGGUUUCCACACGUGCGCCUGCUCGCGUGUGUGUGCGAUCAUAGAAGUGACACCACGUGUACUAGACUUCAAGCACGUCUCCACAGCAGUACACACGCAUCACAACUGUCCCUCCACACACACACACACACACACACACACAUACACACAUACAGUCCUUCUUCCGCACACCCAAGCUCAUUUCACAGCAGGUCACUCUACAGUGCACAGGCCUUCACACACAUGAUUAAGGCUAAUGAGAGUUUAGGGAGAAGCAGAGGGGACCUGUGCUCAGUUAAGCAGCAUCUGCUUCACUCAUAUAAAGCCUGAUGUUAAUCCCAUCUUCACCUUCCAUAUCUGAGCAGCUCACCGGCCAGUGAAACUGAAUCGCUGCACGGCUAAACCCACUACAGAUGGCACCAUAAAUAGGAAACAACAUAACGUUUUUUAAUAGGGCGUUGGGCCACCAGAACAACUUCAAUGCGCCUUGGCAUAUAUUAUACAAGUGUUUGGAACUCUAUUGGAGGGAUGCAACACCAUUAUUCUACAAUAAAUUCCAUCAUUUGUUUUUUUGUUAAACACUGUCUCAGUCGCCACUCCAGUAUCUCCCAUAAGGAUUCAAUUGGGUUGAGAUUUGUCAGCCAAUCAGCAUUCAGGGCUCGAACCACCCAGUUUAUAAAGUACAGUAAUGCCGAGACAACAAAAAGAGAAGUCACACAGAGGCGGAAUAAAUUCAACGACACAUUUGUUUGUUUAAUUACAAAACUGGAGAGCAACAUCUGUCCGGUGAAGUCCACAAAGCAAAUAUUACAUGUAACAAACAGUUGCUGGACCAUGCUGUAGGUCAUGUAAGUUAAUGUUUUCUACAGUUUACUAAACAACUACUGAUUUAGAACCACAGAGUUACCACAAGUCAGCAGAAAGACAACAGGAGCACUGCCUCCACUAUUCCAGCACCAUUUCAACUUAAACAUUUAAACAUCAUCAAAUCAACAAGGCUAUAUAUGCUUAGUUUAAUAUACUGAAAACAAACUUAAAGACACCAAAAACAAUUUUGUUCAAUGUUGCUAAAUAUGAUGUGGCUGUCCAUGGUACUGAUUUCUGUGUGUGUGUGCUCAAGUAAAAAAAUGUUUGGACUCACCCUACUUGCAGACUAGUUGAACGCCAAUGCCAUCCUCUCUUCAUGUUGGCAAAAUGUUUUAGUUUUUGUUGUCAUAGGCUAGCAAGCAUGUUAGCUAGGUAGCCUAACUUCCUCGCAUGGGCAACAAUGAACCAGCUAAGUUAGCUAGCUAGUUAACGUGGUAUGCUGGGCCAGCAGCAUACCACCCUGCAUACCACUGCUGGCUUGCGUCUAAAGCUAAGCAGUGUUGGUCCUGGUCGGUCACUGGAUGGGAGACCAGAUGCUGCUGGAAGUGGUGUUGGAGGGCCAGUAGGAGGCACUCUUUCCUCUGGUCAAAAAAAAAAAGAUCCCAAUACCCCAGGGCUGUGAUUGAGGACAUUGCCCUGUGUAGGGUGCCAUCUUUCGGAUGGGACUUUAAACGGGUGUCCUGACCCUGUGGUCACUAAAGAUCCCAUGGCACUUAUCGUAAGAGUAGGGGUGUAAACCCUGGUGUCCUGGCUAAAAUCUGGUUCUCAUACCAUCAUGGCCACCUAAUCAUCCCCAGCUUCCAAUUGGCUCAUUCACCCCCCCUCCUCUCCCCUGUAACUAUUCCCCAGGUCAUUGCUGUAAAUGAGAAUGUGUUCUCAGUCAACUUACCUGGUAAAAUAAGGGUAAAACAUAAAGUGAGCCUACUAGGCUACAUAUUGAACUUCCAUCGUCUCAGGCCAGUGGCACAAUAUAUUAAUUUAUGGUUAGUUCAGAAUCGCUGUCAUAAUCAUUGGCCUGUACAGAGAAUUAAGUCAAAACCACAAAUCCAAAUCCCCAUCUCCAUCCAUGGCAUGGGUCAAUUUUAGCAAGCUAGCUACUGCAGGACAACAACACAAGCCGACCAGAAACAGACACGUUUUUCUGACUGACGUUUUGCUUUGGAUGUGAUUUGAUUUGUGUGAAGCCAAAUACAAACUGGCCUCCCUUGGGGAGCGUUUUGCAGCACCAGGACAACGCACAGUUGAGCUCAGCUCAACGCUGAUUGGCUAAUUAUUUUAUACCUUUUUUAAUCAAGGGAGGCCAAAUGCUUGCUGGCAUCAAUCAAUCAAAUGCUACGGUAGCAACAUGUCAUCCUCUUUUGGUCCAGACAGCAUCAGAUACAUGGGCUACACGUACUGAGACAGAGGGGCGCUGUUUCCCUCGCUCGGUGAGAUUCAGCCACUUGCGAAUAGAAGGGAAAUUAUGAAAACACAGAGACAAAAAAUACAUUAUUAAAGAUAACAUUUUAUCUAUACAAAUUAAAGAUAACAUUUAAAUUAUGUGCAUGUCAUCCGCUUUCCCAGGCCAGUAUUCUUUUCAUUUAGGCCAGUAGCUUUCAGUUGCCACUGACCUGGUGUGCCACUGGCAAAUUCACCUGAAUGUCGAACGUCGAGCACUGGAAUGGCAUGCUAAUUUAAAGUAUGGCCUGUCAUUAUAGCCUGGCUCUGUAUGGAAUGUAGGUACAUUAUGGGACACAGGUCAGGUAAAAAAUUGGUGCGACCAAAUCAUGUGCUGGUGCCAUCAACUGAAACAGUUGGUAGCACCAGUGCCACCAGUGGAAAAAGCCCUUCCCCCCCCAAAUCAACAUCCAGGGCCUGAUGUAUUUGAGUUCUGUAAAAGCCUUUAUUUCUGUUCACCUAACCAAAGCCUAGGCUACAUCUUUCGUAGAAGCUGCACUCCUAUAAGUUUAAGGAACAGUAGCACUUUGAGAGGCUCUCUAGCUCUUGAUAUUGUAUAUGGCUCUGCAGGCUAUCACUGUGUCCCAUUCCAGUCCUGUGUGUGUGUGACCCCCAUUGCCAGUGGCUAUUUUUGGCCCCACUCCCUGAGAACCAUUUGCAGCUAGACACAAAACAAUGUGAUCCGCUCCAAGUAAAAUGGCUCUCCUGCAAGCCGAACCGACAUCUAACCGUUGUGAUAAUCCACUCUAAUAUGUUCCCUAUACCUAUAAUGACAGGCAAUGUGCCAUAUGGAAUCAUCUUAGGAAUGGAAUCAAUAUUUUGAUAAAUGGGAUGCCUUUAAAUUGUCUUAUGUAAUGGCACAGGAUGAAUCUAAUCAAAUCCUCCCUAGGGAAUUAAGCAGUACAUAAGUUUAUGAAUCGACCAGGUAAAGCUGGUUUCAGUCACAUUACUAACAUAGAGACUUUAUGUGUCAGAAUCCGGCAUGCUUAUGCUCUGACAAAGGUAUUUUUUGACUGAAAGUUGCACUGAAAUGCAGACUAUUUUCUUCAGUAUACUGUGGUUGUGUGUGUUGUGUCAGUAUAGUAUCUAUGUUUCUAACAUCUUGUGGUGUUCUCUCAGUAUAGUAUCUAUGUUUCUGGCAUGUUGUGGUGUUCUCUCAGUAUAGUAUCUAUGUUUCUGGCAUGUUGUGGUGUUCUCUCAGUAUAGUAUCUAUGUUUCUUACAUGUUGUGGCGUUCUCUCAGUAUAGUAUCUAUGUUUCUUACAUGUUAUGGCGUUCUCUCAGUAUAGUAUCUAUGUUUCUGGCAUGUUGUGGUGUUCUCUCAGUAUAGUAUCUAUGUUUCUGGCAUGUUGUGGUGUUCUCUCAGUAUAGUAUCUAUGUUUCUUACAUGUUGUGGCGUUCUCUCAGUAUAGUAUCUAUGUUUCUGGCAUGUUGUGGUGUUCUCUCAGUAUAGUAUCUAUGUUUCUAACAUGUUGUGGUGUUCUCAGUAUAGUAUAUAUCUUUCUAACAUGUUGUGGUGUUCUCAGUAUAGUAUAUAUCUUUCUAACUUCUUGUGGCGUCCUCUCAGUAUAGUAUAUAUCUUUCUAACAUCUUGUGGCGUUCUCUCAGUAUAGUAUCUAUGUUUCUAACAUCUUGUGGCGUUCUCUCAGUAUAGUAUCUAUGUUUCUGACAUCUUGUGGUUGUGUGUGUUACUUCAGGAGAAGUCCAAGGUGAGCUUCCUGAUGGUGGACAGUGCUGGCACGGAGGACAAGCCCUUAAGGAUCCCCAAGGAGGUGUGGCUGCUGGUGAACCACCUCUUUACCAAGUCCUGCCAACAGGUGAGAGGAUAGUUAGGGGGAAAUGUUUAAAGCGCUAUUCUCAAAUGCUGUUGCUAUGAACUUGGAUAUUCCUCACAGAGGGGUGACCUUGGUUAGCCUGGAAUCCAAACGGAAUAUCGCUCCAUUUCACUAUUGUGUCACUUCACUGAUUCUGUUUGGACGGAGCGAAGCGGCGCAAAAUUCUGUUUGUAUUCCAGGCUACCCCUUCUAGGCACUAUUCUAGACAUAGUGUCUUAGCCUCUAAAUUGUAUUCUACCCUACCCUUAUUCCACGGAAAAACAAAAUGACUGUAAACUCCUUACCAUUAUUCCAGGAGGACCUGUUCCAGACACCGGGCCUGCAGGAGGAGCUGCAGAGUAUCAUCGACUGCCUGGACACCAGCAUUCCUGACUCCAUCCGUAUCCUUGCUCAUAUGUCCCAAGUCAUUCCAACCCCACUGGCCCAGAUCCACUAGCAGGCCCAGCCCUGUAACAGGAGACUGUGACUGAGAUGCCACACAGUUAUAUGGGUCACUGUGAUAAAGCGGCUGCUAUGCACAGACUGCUGCCAAGGCGCAUGUGGUGGUAGUAUAAAGGUAUGCUACAUUCACGAGAUACGCUACAUAGAUUUGCCGUGUGGAUGAAGUAUGAUUUGUGUGGUAGUUGGGUUUUAUGGUGUGCAAUUCUCCCCUAUCAUCAGUGUUCCUGUCCGUACUCACACACACACACACACACACACACACACACACACACACACACACUCCUGAACACACACACACACACACACUCCUGAACACACACACACACACACACACACACACACACACACACACACACACAACCAGUGUGUUUGAGAGGAUCAGUUCGAGCAAGGAUAGGCGCAAGAUUGCUAAUCUUCAUCACAAAAUGGGUAGCUAUUUCGAAUUCAAGUUGAUUUGGAAAUCAGUGAUUCUGCGCAGUAUGACAGCAAUGUAGUCAAGUUCAAACACCCACCCUCGGCCACAAAUCUGUGUGUUAUUCCCUGAAUGUCUGUGUGUCAGCUGGUUGUAACCACUCGGUGGCCGAGGCCCUGUUGAUAUUUCUGGAAGCUCUACCUGAGCCAGUGGUGUGUUACGAGCUCUACCAGCGCAGCCUGGACUGUUCCCACGACAGCCGCCUCUGCAAACAGGUGCAGUGAAUACAUAUUUCCACAUAAAAAUGUAUGUAUGUGAGACCAUAUGAAUCUGGAAAAAUGUAUACGAGUAGGAGUCAUUGACUUCUAUUGACUCGUUAAAAGCUCAUAUGUAUGGUCAUUGCAUACCAUAAGACAUAGUUUGCCAUCUAGGCUCUGGAAGGUUCUGGUUGGGGUUCCCAUUUGUCUUUUCUCUGGUCUGUUUUGUCAGUUGAUCUCCCAGCUGCCCCGGGCUCACCGCAACGUGUUCCGCUACCUGAUGGCCUUCCUCAAGGAGCUGCUGAAAUACGGCCACAACAACAACCUCACUGCUAGCCUCAUAGGUCAGUUCCCCAUGGCCACGUUCUCUCUGCUUUCCGAGUUCACUAGGGUUCACUGUAGGAAAACGUUUGGCAACGGAAUGCAAAUAUCAGUGUUCUUAUUGGACAUGUUCAGGUAGAGUAGUUUGUCCCCGCUUCACUCCAUUUCAAAAUGGAUCCUCCCUACUGAACACAACCCAAAUCUAGGGUCAAUACCCCUUCAAUUCAAUCAAUUCAGGAAAUGAAAUUCCCAGGUUUAGAAUUGGAAAAACUGAUAUUAUUUUCAGGAACUGGAAUUCACUGAAUCCUGACUGAAUUGAAAGGAAACGGAUCUAAACUCCUGUUUCUAACAUCUUCCUCUACCUCUCUCUCUCCUCCACUGUGCCCCAUGCCAGCUUCCCUCUUUGCCAGCCUGCUCAUCCGGCCCCCACCCAACAUGGUGGGCCGACAGACCCCGCAGGACCGACAGAGAGCCAUCGUCUUCAUCCUGGGCUUCCUCAUGGGAGGGGACGAC